AUGGCCGACGACGAGCAGCACAAUGUCACCUUCGAGAGCCCCGAUGCUGGCGCCUCCGAGACCUUCCCAAUGCAGUGUUCUGCCCUGCGAAAGAACGGUCACGUCGUCAUCAAGGGCCGUCCUUGCAAGAUUGUUGAGAUGACCACCUCGAAGACCGGAAAGCACGGCCACGCCAAAGUCCACUUGGUCGCCAUCGAUAUCUUCACCGGCAAGAAGCUUGAAGAUCUCUCUCCCUCCACCCACAACAUGGAUGUCCCCAACGUCCGCCGUCAGGAAUACCAGCUGCUGGACAUCAGUGACGACGGUUUCCUUAACUUGAUGAAGGAUGAUGGAACUUCCAAGGAUGAUGUCAAGCUUCCCCCUGGUGAGGUCGGUGAGAAGAUCGAGCGACUCUUCAAAACUGAGGAGAAGGACGUCAGCGUUGUUGUGUUGACUGCCAUGGGCGAGGAGGUCGCUAUGGAUGCAAAGGAAGUUACCCACUAA
Molecule: messenger RNA, 483 nt
Organism: Trichophyton verrucosum HKI 0517
Lineage: Eukaryota; Fungi; Ascomycota; Eurotiomycetes; Onygenales; Arthrodermataceae
Product: Woronin body protein HexA, putative
Exons: 4
Coding region: 1-483 (160 amino acids)
Biological process (GO): positive regulation of translational elongation; positive regulation of translational termination
Molecular function (GO): RNA binding; ribosome binding; translation elongation factor activity
Source: RefSeq, a predicted model, not a curated record